CUUCUCUUUAUUUUUUUUUUCCACCUAUAAUGGUCACAUCUAAACGAAAAAGAAAAACAGUAAAUUUAUCCACUAAGAAACGACCACAACGACGUACUACUGCCACUCGCGCCUUGACCGAACACGAUAGUGAUGCUUCCUCUGCUUCAGAUUAUGAAGAAAAAGUCGACAAUAACAAAGAAAGCAAAAACGACGUGAAUACUGAUAAUCAAAGCGACAACGACGAUGAUGUUAUACUUACUGCUGAUGAUUUCAACCCACCAAAGAUCAAAGUGCCCGUUCCCAAAGGCAGCCCAUUUCCUGAUGCCAUUUCACCAGCUUCUAUGACAUUUAUGGCCACCUUGAUAGAAAAUAAUGAUAGAGAAUUCAUGAAACUACACGAGGAACAAUGGAAAGCAACCAAGAAGGAUUUUAUGGAUUUUGUAGAUUUAUUUGCCAAAGAAUUACAUCAAGUGGACCAUACUACUCUUGUACAACCUGCCAAAGAAGCGAUAUAUCGUCAACACCGUGAUCUUCGAUUUACAAAAGACAGAAUACCAUACAAAACAACACUUAGGGCUUCAUUUACAAGAGAAGGCAAAACAUCACCGUUACCAGGAUAUCAUAUCUCUCUAAAACCUGGAGAUGAAUCGGUCGUGGCUAUAGGUGUGUUUCAACCCCAACCUGAUUUGAAACAACGGAUGCGUUCGGGUAUCAUGCGACAAGCUAGUCUACUUCGUGAAGCACUAUCUACAGAGGCAAUACAAGAUGUGUUUGGCAAGGACAAUGUUGGUGCUGGAUUAUUGGAUCAAAGAGAUCGACUCAAGGUGGCUCCCAAAGGUGUUGCAAAGGAUCAUCCGGAUAUUGAUUUGUUACGACUCAACUCUUUAUUCAUCAUCAAAAAAUUCAAGGAUGUAGAUGUUGUUUCUGAAGGGUUUUUGGACAAGGUUUUGGAUGUAUGUGAUGCUCUUUUACCAUUUGUUACUAUAUUGAAUUCUUGGAUGGCUUGAUCACUUACUUGGGUUUACUUCCUUUUUUUUUUUAUGUUGUCCUGAUAUCUACUAUCAUUUACUCCCCAUAUAGUCACUUUUUUUUUUUUUUUUGAG
This is a messenger RNA of Halteromyces radiatus, 1085 nucleotides long. RefSeq lists its product as uncharacterized. Bases 30 to 989 code for a protein of 319 amino acids. The record is from RefSeq and is a predicted model, not a curated record. NCBI's taxonomy places the organism in Eukaryota, Fungi, Mucoromycota, Mucoromycetes, Mucorales, Cunninghamellaceae. The transcript is spliced from 4 exons.